GGGAGUGCGAUGGGUGUGUCCACAGUCUAGCUUGGGGCUGAUUCAGGAGUCAGAGAAGGAGGAAGGACAGAAAGAGGGAGGUAGAGGAGACGGAGAACCUACACUGGUUUAAAAAGGGGUAUACGAGGAGGAGGAGGGAGGGUGGAGGCUGUCACCACUCCACGGGGGCUCUAUCUGUGCUGUCAUGGAGAAAUAUCGGCCAAAGAGGCCCACAACGCUAGCUCUAAUGCCACAGCGACCACAACCUGGCACCCAGGACACUAUCAACAACAAUUCUUUAGGGAAAAAGGACAGCUGGAAGGAAUCACGAUCUUCAUCCCCACACAUUACAGGGGAUCAAACACAACCUGAUAGCCAACCAAAAGCAGAGGACAAAGUCCGACCCUACACCCGCCGCCCAGCCCCUAAACCUCCAACUGCCAAUGGGGUCAUUAGCAGAGCCAGCACUCAAGCUGCAGUAGGCGACACGAGGGCUCGAGCACGGGAACGACAGCCACUCGGGGCCACGCACACUCAGUCCUUAAGCAUGCCUAGAAGCCAACGGAGAGGGGGAGCAGUGGGAGCAGGAAGAGGAAGAGGGGGAGGUAGAGGAGCAGAUGCGAUGAGAGAGAGGAGAUUGGGGGACAUCAGAGGGAAGGAUGGAGUGACAUCAGGGAAGGAAGAACGAAGAGGUGGAAGACUGUGUGAAGACUCCAAGGGGAAGGAGAAAGCGAAAACCAUAAAUCAAAGCACAAAAGAAGCAAACGGAAUUAAAAGCUUGGGCUCAGAUGGGAGGGGAAAACUAUGUACCAGAAAGGAUAACCCGGGUGGAAGGGGGAAACCCAGUAACUCACUUCCUAACCAGGUUUACCUGACAGCCAUGGUGGUCCCACGCACACCUGUAGCACCCAGAAAAGAGGACAAGACCCAGGUCCAAGGCCAAAACCAUGACAGGAAAAGUCAAAAUCCCUCUGUUCGUUCUCAGUCUUGCCAUGACCGGGCAUCCAACAGAAUGUCCCUCGGUUCAGACACUGAGGGACCUCCACCAGAACCUCAGCAUCCACCUGUAUCCCAUCGAGCAAACCUUGACAUCCGCGAAGAAGAAGGGGAUGGAGCAUCUUCCACCCUGAAAGCCCAUCCAAGUACAGAAUCCUGCCCUGAAAAUAAUGCAAAAUCAGAGAAGACCCAGUCCAAAGUGAAAACAGUGCAUAGAAAGGGUGAUAAUGUGACUGAGGCUGAGAGCACCAAAUCUGUCUCGCAGGGAGCUCUUGUUGGCACACAAACUGUACCAAAGAGUAAAGAAGCAUCUGCAGGGUUAAAUUAUGACUCUGUUAAAAACACUCUGGUGGUUGAUGAAGACACGCAACUGGAACCAGUCAGCGGUAAGGACUGCUUGCACAGUAAGAGUGGACACAAUGACGAGAGUGAUGCAGAGACGGUCUAUCAGUCAGCCAAAGAGGAGGAAGACCCUGAGUAUGAGGAGGAGAGGAAAAGGAAAGAAGCAGCAGCAAGGAAGCAAGGGCGGAGGAAAGAAGAAGAAAUGAGAAGAAAGGAGGAGGAGAAGAGAAAGAUGAGAGAAGAAGACUUGAGGCGGCAGCGGGAGGAGGAAGUGAAGAGGAGGAGGGAGGUUGUGGCGAGGGUUAGCAAGCAGCCUAAAAUGUCAACCAAAACAUUGGACCAAGAGGAAUCUAAUGGAGGGAGAGCAAGCGUUCCCAGAAGCAAGAAGUUCCUCAACCUGUUCUCGUCUGACAACAACUACAGUUCCACUGGUGCUGGCUCCUUUGGUGUGUUUUCAUGUGUCAUGGAUGGAGUGGAGCAACAGCAGAGCCACAGAGCUGUAUACAGGUUUGUUCCCCGUCAUUCUGAUGAGCUGUACCUGGAGACAGAUGACCCAGUCUUAAUUUUCAACCAGUCCGAGGAUCUGUGGUGUCAGGGUUACAACAUGAGGACCGGAGCUACUGGAAUCUUCCCUGCUUACUAUGCUGUCAGACUAACCAAAAAUACUAACAAAGGACAAAAGGAUGGUUCGAUAGAGCAAUUCCUGGUGCGAUUCUUAGGUUCCGUUCAAGUCCCCAUCCACAAAGGCAGUGAUGUGCUGUGUGCUGCUAUGCGCAAGGUUGCAUAUAACAGCCGAUUAGCAGGCCAGCCUCCCUCAGCCUGUGUGCUAGAAGUCAGUGUGAGGGGUGUGAAGAUCAGCGUCCAGGACCAGUGUCACUCUGCUCACAGGGGAGACCAGUGUUUCCAUUUCUUCCAUCUGAAGAACAUCUCGUUCUGUGGCUGCCAUCCAAAACAUAGCAAGUACUUCGGUUUUAUCACCAAACAUCCUGACCAACAGCGCUUUGCCUGUCAUGUGAUGAUGGCAGAUACAACUUUACAUCCUCUGGCCAUGUCAGUAGGGAAGGCCUUCCAGGAGUAUUACAAGGAACACAUUGGCUACUCUUGUCCCACUGAAGACAUCUUCAUUGAUUAACACUUCACAGGACUCCGAGACAGUUUGAACAGAAGAAGCCUUUUGGAAAACAGGGGAAGCAUCUUCAACCACAAAGAAGUCUCCAGUUGCCUUUGAAGCAGUCUUGGUGGAGGGUUAUGCCACAAACUGAAUCGCCGCUAUGACCUACAGUAUGUGAGACUGCUUGCAUGUUUGAUUUCCUUUCUUGUCUACAUCCACAUACAGGCGACCUCUCUCGCCUGUAGCUACGUCACAUAGAGAUGUUCAGAUGGAAGGUUGGACCACAUGUGAACUGUCCAGAAUUGUAACGUAACAGCAUAUCUGCCCUGAACCACACGUACUCAAAACAGAAUAUACUUUAUACCUAUAAGGUUAAAAGGACAACAAAAUCAUGUUUAGACGAUCAAUAGAGACAAUUUAGUGACAAGAAAGGAUGGCAAGAUUCAUCAUCUUUAGAUCAAUGUGUUCCUUUAGUCAGUAAGAGAGAUUUGACCCUUUAAUCAUGUAUAAAUAAAUGAGUGACAGCCACAAUAGAAGCUCUGUGAGCCACCUUAUACUUGCCUAUUUGCAUACAUAUUAAAACUUGUAUGACCUUGUCAUGCAAUUGAACAAAACAACAUGUACCUGUUCGCAUAUUCUAUAUUUGUCUUUGCUUUUCAGUAAUAAGAUUCUUGAAAGCACAUAAUCGCAGUUGAUCUUUGUUCAGAAAGUGGUAAAACUCAGCAAAGUAAAGGCAGGUCAAAGGUAAAACUUCUCCAAAUCCUUGUGCCUCUCCUGUCAUUAAAUUAUCUUCUUCAUUGACUCAGCACAGCAAAGAAGGGCUUCUUAUAAACAACUCCCAGCUGCUGUUUUAAAGUUAGCGCUUUAAAGUAGUGUAUCAUAAACUAAUGGCCCUGCUUGUUUCUUUGCACAUACGGAAACAGUGUUUUAAAAGGACAUAUAGAAAAGUAUAACUUUUUAUCUUAUGACCCCAAGACAAUCUAUUGUUGUCCAACUGUUUCCAGAAGACUUAAUUGCUUUUUUUUUUUUUUCCCACUAAAGUAGUAUUCCCUACCAGGAGUUCCACGACUUCAUAGUUUUUUCAUUUGAUGCUAAUGUGACUAAAGUCGAGUCGACGUUGACCAGUGGUUGGUGACGUCCUUGAUAUUUUUCGGUACAGUACUGUAAUUAAAAAAAUAAAAUAAAUAAAAGGAGCAGGGAAUGCUUUGCAAUCUAUAGUCCCCAACAAUGGACAGCUCCAGUGGCGUGCAGAGGAGGGGGCGGC
This is a messenger RNA of Phyllopteryx taeniolatus (common seadragon), 3692 nucleotides long. RefSeq names its product C-Jun-amino-terminal kinase-interacting protein 1-like. NCBI's taxonomy places the organism in Eukaryota, Metazoa, Chordata, Actinopteri, Syngnathiformes, Syngnathidae. Gene Ontology annotation, biological process: regulation of JNK cascade. The record is from RefSeq and is a predicted model, not a curated record. Bases 185 to 2449 code for a protein of 754 amino acids. The transcript has 13 exons. Gene Ontology annotation, molecular function: protein binding. Gene Ontology annotation, cellular component: cytoplasm.